UGCGCAAUGAAGUACCCCUGUACUGGUCUAUACGGAUCGAACCUCUAGUCGGGGCCAGAAGACGGCAGAGCAAAGAUGUCUCAUUUCGCCAUGACUGCCACCGCGAUCUUAGUGCUGGGCUGUCUCUCCGGCGCCCACGCCUGGGGUGGCCUCUUCAACCGUUUCAGCUCCGAUAUGCUGGCCAAUCUUGGCUACGGAAGGUCCCCGUAUCGCCACUAUCCUUACGGGCAGGUGGAACCUGACGAAGCGUACGAGGCCCUGGAAAACAACCGCAUCUCGAACGUGAUUGAUGAACCAGCACACUGCUAUAGCUCCCCGUGUGUGACCAACGGCGAUUGCUGCGGCGGACUUCUGUGUCUGGAGACCGAUGACGGAGGACGGUGCCUAUCAGCGUUUGCUGGAAGGAAGCUUGGCGAGAUCUGCAACCGAGAGAACCAAUGCGAUGCCGGACUGAUCUGCGAGGAAGCUGCUCCUGGUGAGAUGCACAUCUGCCGCCCGCCUUCCACCGGCCGCAAGCAAUACAACGAGGACUGCACCACGUCCAGCGAAUGCGAGAUCACCAGGGGACUCUGCUGCAUCAUGCAACGCCGACACCGCCAGAAGUCUAGGAAGAGCUGUGGAUACUUCAAGGAGCCCCUGGUCUGCAUCGGCCCGGUGGCCAUCGACCAGAUCCGCGAGUACGUGGAGCACACGACCGGCGAAAAGCGCAUCGGAGCUUACCGCCUCCAUUAGAAGCUUCAAACGCCGCGCCACCAAAAAUACCGUAUCGCAUUUAUUUUUUUCGAAAUAGAAGAUUCUCGAUUGAACAUCUGCGCGCCGGGAUCUGAUUGUGCGUUCAUUGGCAGCUUUUUUUUUAAUUCGUAAUCCACAAUAGCUGCGUAUUUUGUGGAUGCACGAUAAAAGGAAAUAAUUCUAGAAGGUUAUUUCUUUUAAUGAAAAAAAAAGAAUGUCGGUAAACGGACAGAGUUUUGUUUUUAAAUAAAUAAACAAUUAAAAACUUUUUGGAUUACACUGUUUUUUUUUUUAUAAAUCUUCAUGAAAUUCUUUCCAAGGAGCCAGGUUUCCAACUAACGUAUCAAUUCUUCCACAAAAAAAAAAAAGUGUAAUCCAAAGAAAAAAAACUGGAAUGGUUAAAAAAAAUUAACGAAAACGCUCUGAAAAACGGCCAACCGAUCACGUAUGUCUACUUAUUUGAUUUAAAAAUAGGUUAUAAAGAUUUAAAUUUAAAAUAAUAAGAAAAACAAAAAAAACAAAAAAAAAAAAAAUCAAAUUCCAAACUUAAGUUUAAAAAAUUCUAUCCGUGUAGUCUUAGAAACGAUUUAAUUUACAAAAAAAAAAAAAAGCAUUAUAUAAAAUUUAUCGAUACUUAUGAGAAUGUUAUUAAAAAAAAAAUUUAAGAAUUUUCGUGUCAUAAUUAUUAAUAUUAAUAACAAAAAAAAAAAAAGUUAUCUACUACAUGUGUGUUAUAAAUGUAAGUUUUUCGAUUUAAAUAAAUCUUUUAAAUGGCAGAGGCAUUCGUGGUAUAUAAAUAAAAAAUAUAUGAUUGAUGUUAAAAUACAUAUCAUUAUUAGUAUAAGGUUAUAAAUAUAUAUAUAUUUAGUGGAAAAAGCUUUUUCCUUAUAGCGCCCUUGAAUAAUUUAGGUGCCCAGUAAUACAUAUCAUAGCAAUACACAUAUCAAAAAGAUAUUAAGCAGAGUUAAGUCUUAUUCUAGCCUAAGCCCACUGUGAUUAUUAAUAUUUUCUGAAAAAUAUAAAAAUUCAAGAUUAUAUCAAAACAGAUAUUUAAUAUAAAGAAAGAAAGAAAAAAAAAACGUUUUUAUUCCUUCCGACUUCUGUUUUAUUCCAUCCGACCUUUUAUUCCCUUCGACUUUUUAUUCCGGACGGCCUAAGGAAUAAAAGUUAUGCUUUGUAGGUUUUUCCGGUUACUUAUUGUUAAUUAAGUGGUUGAUGUAAUACUUAUAUGUAAUAAUUAUAUUGUGUGUUAUAAUUAUAUAAAGUAUGUCAGCA
Molecule: messenger RNA, 2007 nt
Organism: Bombyx mori (domestic silkworm)
Lineage: Eukaryota; Metazoa; Arthropoda; Insecta; Lepidoptera; Bombycidae
Gene: itg
Product: ITG-containing peptide
Exons: 6
Coding region: 76-732 (218 amino acids)
Source: RefSeq, a predicted model, not a curated record